Poeciliopsis prolifica (blackstripe livebearer) is the source of this 1963-nucleotide messenger RNA. RefSeq names its product macrophage mannose receptor 1-like. The coding region runs from base 1 to 981 and encodes 326 amino acids. The transcript has 7 exons. The record is from RefSeq and is a predicted model, not a curated record. Lineage: Eukaryota; Metazoa; Chordata; Actinopteri; Cyprinodontiformes; Poeciliidae.
AUGAUCAAACACCUGGUACCAGAAUGGUACUGGUCUCUGCCUGGACUGGAGUUCAAUGAAAGUGAGACAAACUGGAACUCAGGAGAACCGACUGAUAGAGGAAACCAAAGCCCUGAGAACUGUGGGAUUGUGAAUCAAAAUCUUAAAUGGAUCGAUCAGGGUUGCCAGUGGUCUGAAUAUUUCCUCUGCUAUGAUGAAACUAAUAAAACCCAUAAAUAUCACCUGAUUAGAGAGAAGAAGUCCUGGCUGGAAGCUCAGAAUUACUGCAGAGAGAAACACACAGACCUGAUCAGUGGAACGAAGCAACUACAGGAUGAAGAAGUGAAGAAAUUGAUGAACUCUUCAGAUAAUCAAGCAUACUUUGGUCUGUUCAGAGACACCUGGAGGUGGUCAGAUGGAAGCAGUUUCUCUUUCAGACACUGGAAUCUACAGUUUACCAAUGAGAUAAUCAAUAGUGGUCAAUGCGCCAUGACUGUGUUUGAUGAUGGAGGCAGAUGGAAGAAUGAGAAAUGUGAUGAAAAAAAACCCUUCAUCUGUUAUGAUGAUAAAGUGAUCCUGAUCAAAGAGAAGAUGAACUGGGAGGACGCCUUGUACUACUGCAGAGAUCACCACCAUGACCUGGUCACCAUCACCAACAUGGACGAUCAGAUAUGGAUCCAGGAGAAAGUCAAGAAGGCAUCGACUGGUUAUGUCUGGAUGGGUCUGCGCUACACCUGCACUCUGGAUUUCUGGUUCUGGGUCAGUGAUGAAGUGGUCAGCUAUAAGAACUGGGCUUCAGAUGGACAGAUGGACGACUGUGACAUGUCUGGUGCCAUGGUGACGGGAGGGAAACAUCAGUGGAGGAAGAAAAAUGACCUUGAGGAAUUUAACUUCAUUUGUUCUAAAAAAGACAAACUGCUGGAGGGAAAUAAUUCAUCUGACAGCAAAGAUGCAGUGGAGUCUGAUUCUGCUCUUCCUGAUGGCUCAGUUUUGCUUCAUUGACUGUCAGCUCUAUGAGUUUCACUACAUUAAUGAGAAUAAAACCUGGACUGAAGCUCAGCAGUACUGCAGAGAGAAACAUACUGACCUGGUCACAGUGACUAACAUGAAGGACAUGGAGAGACUCAUCAACAUGUCAGAUGGAGAUAUAAAGGAAGCUUGGAUUGGUCUGUAUAAUCAAACACAUGGUACCAGAACAUGGUACUGGUCUCUGCCUGGAGUGGAGUUCAAUGAAAGUGAGACAAACUUGAACCCAGGAGAACCGACUGAUAAUGGAAUAGAGAACUGUGGGAAUCUGAUUGAAACUCCCAAAUGGGGAAAUGUGAGUUGCUCUAUAGCAAGAUAUUUCCUCUGCUACAAUGAAACCAACACAACCCAUAAAUAUCACCUGAUUAGAGAGAAGAAGUCCUGGCAGGAAGCUCAGAGUUACUGCAGAGAGAAACACACAGACCUGAUCAGUGGAACGAAGCAACUACAGGAUGAAGAACUAAAGGAAGUGAUGAAGACUACAGGGAGUAAAUCAUUUAUUGGUCUGUUCAGAGACACCUGGAGGUGGUCAGAUGGAAGCAGUUUCUCUUUCAGACAUUGGAAUCUACAGUUUAAUGAUGAACAAACCAUCAGAGCUCAAUGUGCCACAACUAAGUUUGAUGAUAAAGGCAGAUGGAUGAAUGUGGAUUGUAGUGAGAUAAAACCCUUCAUCUGUUAUGAUGAUAAAGUGAUCCUGAUCAAAGAAAAUAAAACCUGGCAUGAGGCCUUGAACUACUGCAGACAGAACCACCAUGACCUGGUCACCAUCACCAACAUGGGGGAUCAGAUAUGGAUCCAGGAGAAAGUCAAGAACGCAUCGACUCCUUUCGUCUGGUUGGGUCUCCACUACACCUGGACCCUACAGUUCUGGGUCUGGGUCAGUGACGAGGAGGUCAGCUUCGAGAACUGGGCCUCAUGUCCCCUGAGAAACGUCUGUGACGUGUCUGGAGCCAUGGAG